Molecule: messenger RNA, 1319 nt
Organism: Agrilus planipennis (emerald ash borer)
Lineage: Eukaryota; Metazoa; Arthropoda; Insecta; Coleoptera; Buprestidae
Product: snRNA-activating protein complex subunit 3-like
Exons: 5
Coding region: 84-1289 (401 amino acids)
Biological process (GO): snRNA transcription by RNA polymerase III; snRNA transcription by RNA polymerase II
Cellular component (GO): snRNA-activating protein complex
Molecular function (GO): bent DNA binding; RNA polymerase III type 3 promoter sequence-specific DNA binding; core promoter sequence-specific DNA binding
Source: RefSeq, a predicted model, not a curated record
AUUCCCAACCUGACAUAACCUUAAAUUUUUAAAAAGAAGAAGAAACGGUAACGAAUAAAUGUAAUAAACAAAGUAUUUUGAAAAUGGAAAAGAUUUACCCCUAUUCUCAAUUUCCAUCCAGUGAACCAAUUGAUUUAGAAGAACAUUUUAAAUCAUUUGCAUCUGAUGUGAAAUUAGACGAGGAGCUUACACAAGUUGACGAUGUUAACAAAAGUCUUUCGGAAAGAUUGUUAAUAUUUGACUAUUUAGGAUUCAAUUUACCUAGAAGAGAACAGAAAAAAAUUCAAAAUAUCUGUAGCGAAAAAAAUUUAACAAAUGCUAACGAUCCUGAACCUGAAAGUCUAAACGACUUUUCUGAACAAGUUUUCAUAACAUUAAAGAAUCCCAUCCCAAUAACUGCAGAAGCAAAGAGGUGUGAGGCUGUGAAAGUUAGAAAAGAAGCACUGAAAACCAUAGAUCAUUCCUAUUAUCGACAAAUGUGUGGAAGGGAAUAUGAAAAUGUUAAACUAAAACCGAACCCAACUAGUUUAGACAACCUACUAGCUGGUUCUGAUUAUCUGGUUACUAUAAAAAUAUUUAAACCAUUCGCAUUUCAGUAUAAACUUAAAAACUUUUCAAACAAAGUAAAACCGCAACAACUGAUACAUGCCAUUGGAGCUAACAGACUUAGCCAAAUAAGAGACCUGAUAGUUUGUAACCUGGACAUAAAUCUAUGUAAAGAAAUCGAAGGUAACAUUGAUAUUGCAAAGGAAAACAAGGAAGAAGAAAAUCCUUUGGCCCUGUACCCCUCAAACUUCCUCUUUAUUGACAAUAUUUUUUAUAAUGACCUGAGAGCAAUAGGAGCAAUUGAUUAUUCAGAAGUUAUAAGACAAUGGGCAAAAGAAAAGGAUAUAAAAGGCCUAAAAACAGCUGAUAUGGAUAGCACAUUCGUGAAGGAUUUAAAACCCCGUUUCGGUUAUCCAUAUGUGUAUGUGCACCAAGGCAACUGUGAACACUUGGUGGUUUUCACAGACGCUCGUUUGCUCAUGAAAAACGAUUGUCUUUGUCCCCACGACUAUCCGUAUGUUAUAAAGACGAACCGGAAAUAUUCGAAGAAAUGUAACAUUUGUGGCAUUAAUAGCGCCCAAAUUGUUUGCAUAGAAAAUGAUAGAUUACCUAACGAACAUACACUUAUGUGCCAAGAAUGUUUCAUCUCUUAUAAUUACGUCGAUGGUACUACAAUUGAGCCUUGCAAAGCGUACACGAUUUCUGAUAUAAUCGAAGGUGAUGACAAUGAUGAUAAAAAUUAAUUAGAUUUUAAGUACUUAAUGUUUUUGAUG